ACAAAUAUAAUAAAUUAUAGGAAUAUUUCUAUUAAAUAUACAUAGUGGAAUUAAUUAACUAUAUUGUUAAUAUGUUGUGGACAAGAUGAUUAUAAGUUUUAGUGUUAAAUUAAUAUUAAAACAGUGCGGAUGAAAUUUGCAGAUUUUGAGAUUGUAUGAAGUAUUUAAGAAGUUUUGAUGUCCAAACAAGAUGAAAUUUGCAGAACAUUUGUCAGCACAUAUUACUCCAGAAUGGAGGAAACAAUAUAUAAAUUACGAGGAAAUGAAAGCAAUGUUAUAUACUGCUGUAGAGGAGGCUCCUGCAGCAGAUUCCGUAGAACCAGAAGUGUUGGCUAGACAUUUUGCACAUUUCGAUGAACAGUUUUUCCACUAUUGUGAUAAUGAACUUAAGAAAAUUAAUACUUUUUACUCAGAAAAACUUGCCGAAGCCACCAGGAAAUUUGCUGCUUUGCACACAGAGUUAAAAGCAUCUUUAAGAAUGGGUAGCAAUAAGAGCAAGCGAGAAACAGCAAAAAAGGCCCUCUUGCCAUACCGCAAAGUCCAGGAAUUAAAAUUGGCUUUUAGUGAAUUCUAUUUAUCUUUAAUAUUACUCCAGAAUUAUCAGAAUUUAAAUCAUACGGGUUUCAGGAAAAUACUCAAAAAACACGAUAAGCUUUUAUCUGUCGAAAUUGGUGCCAAAUGGCGAAAGGAGCAAGUUGAGACCUCACAUUUUUUUACAAAUAAAGACAUUGAUAAACUUAUUAAUGAAACUGAAAGUGCUGUGACUAAUGAUUUAGAAGGUGGUGAUCGCCAAAGGGCGAUGAAAAGGCUGAGAGUACCUCCCUUAGGCGAACAACAAAGUCCCUGGACAACUUUUAAAGUCGGACUAUUUUCCGGAAGCUUUAGUCUUAGUAUAACAGUCAUACUCUCCGCAAUUUUUCGAGACACAACAACCGAAAGUCUCCUGAUAGCAUUCAGACUCUACAGAGGUCCUCUUCUGAUAAUCGAGUUUAUUUUUCUUCUCGGAGUCAACGUUUACGGUUGGCGUUCAUCAGGAGUGAACCAUGUCUUGAUUUUCGAGCUGGACCCAAGAAAUCAUCUAUCUGAGCAGCAUUUGAUAGAAUUGGCAGCAAUUUUUGGGGUCGUCUGGACCUUAAGUAUACUUAGUUUUAUUUAUAGUGCCAGUCUGAGCAUUCCUCCGUAUGUCAACCCUUUGGCGUUGACUGCGAUCAUGGUCGUGUUCCUGGUGAACCCUUUCAAGGUCUUCAGACACGAGGCCAGGUUCUGGUUGUUAAAAAUCUGUGGCCGGAUGAUAGCAGCACCGUUUUUUGCAGUGGCGUUCGCUGAUUUCUGGCUCGCCGAUCAAUUGAAUUCCCUUGUGGGUUCCAUGCUGGACUUUCAUUUUUUAGCUUGUUUUUAUAUCACUAAUGGAAAUUGGCUUCAAGCAGCCGGAGAUACCUCACAAUGUAUGGAAAAUUCCUUCAUAUCCAGGCCGAUUGUGAAUUGCAUUCCAGCCUGGAUCAGGUUUGCCCAGUGUCUUCGUCGGUAUCGAGAUUCCAGGGAAGCUUUUCCCCAUUUGGUGAACGCUGGCAAAUAUUCGACGACUUUUCUGGUCGUCAUUUUUGCCACUUUGAAGAACUUUUAUGCAAGCAAUUACGAAAGCAAUUUUGAGAAUCCCUAUCUCUAUCUGUGGCUUAUAAGUUCGGUGGUGAGUUCAUUGUACGCUUACACGUGGGAUGUUAAAAUGGAUUGGGGGUUGUUCGAUAGCAAUGCUGGGGAAAAUCAAUUUUUAAGAGAAGAAAUUGUAUACUCAUCAACGAGUUAUUAUUAUUUUGCCGUCAUAGAAGAUUUUAUUCUAAGAUUUACGUGGCUGCCAUCGUUUCUUUUAACCGAGUACAAUUUUGUGAGCGGGGACAUUCUUACAUCUAUACUGUCACCAUUGGAAGUGUUUAGGAGGUUUGUAUGGAAUUUCUUCCGUUUGGAAAACGAACAUUUGAAUAAUUGUGGUAAAUUCAGAGCCGUUCGUGAUAUUUCUGUGGCCCCCUUAGAUUCAUCGGAUCAAUUAACUAUUUUAAGGAUGAUGGACGAGGAUGAUGGUGUUACAAAUAGGUAA
Messenger RNA from Ctenocephalides felis (cat flea), 2092 nucleotides. Its product is annotated as xenotropic and polytropic retrovirus receptor 1-like. Gene Ontology annotation, cellular component: cytoplasm; plasma membrane; Golgi apparatus. Gene Ontology annotation, biological process: cellular response to phosphate starvation; phosphate ion transport. Gene Ontology annotation, molecular function: inositol hexakisphosphate binding. The record is from RefSeq and is a predicted model, not a curated record. Lineage: Eukaryota; Metazoa; Arthropoda; Insecta; Siphonaptera; Pulicidae.